Messenger RNA from Hemiscyllium ocellatum (epaulette shark), 1500 nucleotides. RefSeq names its product 15-hydroxyprostaglandin dehydrogenase [NAD(+)]-like. NCBI's taxonomy places the organism in Eukaryota, Metazoa, Chordata, Chondrichthyes, Orectolobiformes, Hemiscylliidae. The transcript has 8 exons. Bases 634 to 1317 code for a protein of 227 amino acids. The record is from RefSeq and is a predicted model, not a curated record. Gene Ontology annotation, molecular function: oxidoreductase activity, acting on the CH-OH group of donors, NAD or NADP as acceptor. Gene Ontology annotation, cellular component: cytoplasm.
GAAGAACUGUGUGGGUUUGAUAACGGGAGCGUCACAAGGGCUGGGGAAGGCGUUCGCUGAAUCUCUCUUAAAGAAAGGCGCACAGAUCCACAUCAGAUGCCAUAUCACUUGCCCUAAACUCCUCCUUAGAACAACCUUGACAUCAAGAAAGCUACGUAAGAAUCCUACUCAUUGAAUACAGUUCAGCCUUCAACACUAUUAUCCCGUUGAGACUGAUUACUAAACUUAGUGAUCUCGGACUAAACUCCACUCUCUGCAACUGGUUCCUCAGUUUCCUGACCCACAGGCCACAGUCAGUGAAGAUCGGGGACAAUAUUUCAUCCUCACUAACACUCAACACUGGAGCCCCCAGGGUGCGUAUUCAGCCCUCUGCUGUACUCACUGUUUCCCCAUGACUGCAUCGCCAAAUACCAGACUAAUGCCAUUUACAAGUUCGCUGAUGACAACACCAUAGUUGGUCGAAUUUCAAAUAUCGACGAAACAGACUACAGGUGGAAGGUGGAAGACCUUGAGUGUGUCAAGCUCCUGGGAGUGGUCAUCCACAACAAGCUUUCUUGGACUCUCCAUGUGGAUGCACUGGUUACAAAGGCCCAACAACGUCUCUUCUUCCUCAAGCAGCUGAGGAAAUUUGGCAUGACGGUGGUUAUAUGCGAUAUUAACCAGGCACAAGGUGAAAUCACGAGAGCAGAGUUUGACUUGAGAUAUGGACCUGAAAGAACUGCCUUUAUCACCUGCGAUGUCACAUCAUUGCCCCAACUGAAAGAUGUUUUUAGUCAAACAGUGCAGACGUUUGGAAGACUAGAUGUACUGUGCAAUAAUGCUGGAAUAAACAAUGAAAAUUCCUGGGAAAGGACCAUUUCUGUCAACUUGGUGGCAUUGAUACAAGCAAGUUACUUGGCUUUGGACCAUAUGAGGCGUGAUCGUGGUGGAAAAGGUGGAAGUAUUAUCAACGUGGCUUCCAUGUCAGGUUUUGUACCAGCAGCACAUGCUCCAGUCUACACAGCUUCAAAGCAUGGAGUGCUUGGUUUUACCAGAUCUCUUGCUGAAGCUUCUAGCCUUGGAAAUUAUGGGGUACGAAUAAAUGCACUGUGCCCAAGUUUUGUCAACACUGAAAUUCUUGAGACUGUAAACCAUGAAGAAAAUCUAGGAAUCUUUUAUCAGUUCAAGGACAAUGUCAAGAAUUUAAUGCAGGUCUUUGGAGUGUUGGAACCAUCGGAUAUAGCCAACGGUUUUGUACAACUGCUUGAAGAUGACAACUUGAAUGGAGCAGUCAUGAAAAUUACUACAACGAAGGGUAUUCAUUUUGAGAACUAUUAGCCAAAACCACCUCUCAACAUUGGACUAUUGCCAAUUGGCAAGAAAUGUUUGUUUGCAAAGUUUCCUACACUGGUUCCAAUUAUGCACUCCUUUCUAUUGCAGUAAAUUGAUAAAAACAAUUGUAUAUAUAAAAAGGCAAUACAUAAAGCUUACAUAUAUAUGGGGAAACAUAAUGUAAUUCAU